AUGGGUGAUAUUCUUGAUGAUAUUGAAAAUUCUGAAAACGCAACUCGCGUUACUCGACCUUCUUUAACACAAGUUAAAGCCAUUGUAGAAUUUAUGGAAAAACAUCCAGAUUUAGCAAACCGAAAACAAAAAGAUGGUAUGAGCCAAGAAAGAUUCAAAUCAUUAUGGAUGGAGUUAUCAGAUAUUGUUAAUGGUCUCGAAGGGGCAAGAAAGUCCAUGAAAGGAUGGAUUAAGUUCUGGUCAGAUAAAAGAAGAAGUAUGGGAUUAAAACAAAAACAUAUAAAUGAAGGCAAAUCAAGUGAUGUGUUGACUCCUUUAGAGCUAAGAAUAUUAGAAAUAACACCAAACAAUAGACAUAUGAGUAAUAGGAGAAAAAGUUCUGUCAAAUUAGAAACAUGCAAUGGUGAUGAUGAUGAUGAUUCAUUGGAGAACAUUUUCAAAAAGGAUGAUGAUCUUACUUAUCCAAUUCAUGGAAAUCCAAUAUUAUCUACAGAAACAGAUGAGAGACACAUAAGCAUGAUGGAAAAAUUGGUAGAGGUAAUGGACCAGCAAGCUUCGGCUUUAUCCCAAAUGGCAGAAGCUACUCUGAAUAAUUCGAAGGCAUUAGAACGAAUAGCUGAAGCAUCACACAAGCAGGCUUUAGCGGUGGACAGGCUCGCCGGUACAUUCGAGAGUAUCAACGCGUCGGUGUUCGACGUGAGGAACGCAAUUAUGAGCAUCGACUACACCAUGAAGCGUCUACGCCACACCUUUGCUAUACACCAACUCGAAUUUUCUGUAAAGGGGGCGAUGUGCCCUAAACAAUGUGAUUGUGACAUGGAAAAUGGUUUAAAUAGAGCGACUUGCGUGGACCAAAAUAUUGUCAGCGUUGGUGUGGGAGUGCCCCGUGAAGUACAAGUAUACAGUUUAAGCCAUAAUGUAAUAAGCGAGCUGGACAACUUUUGUUUUAAAGAACUCGGCUACACAUCGAUUGAAGUUUUAAAUUUAUCUUACAAUCUAAUAUUUUGGAUCGGGCUACACGCAUUUUCAGGUUUAGAUAGUUUAAUAUAUCUAGAUUUGAGUUCUAACAGGUUAAGAUUUAUUCCACCUGAUCUUUUCUGGGAUACGCCACAGUUAGACACGCUGGACCUAUCUGGAAAUGUUUUCGAAUCACUCAAGAAUGAACCCUUCUUAAUGCAUGCAAAGUUACAGAUACUAAACCUUAACAACUGCCGAAUUAAAUCAUUGCCUGAUAGGCUGUUCACUCGUCUACCGAAUUUAAGAAAGUUGGAUUUAAGCGAAAACUACAUGAUCACAGUCAGCUUGGAAGCCUUACGUCCCCUUAGAAAACUACAAAGAAUAGAACUUCGCAAUGAAUAUUUGCAGUGUAAUCCCGGCUUUAUGGCCGUCGAAACAUGGAUUGUGUCCCAUGGUAUCGUGUAUUCGAGCCAGUGCAAAAAGAAACUGCCAAAGAUGUCGGAGAAAAUGGUUUCGUUAGUAUCGACGAAGAAAGAGGUAGUCGAUAUUGAAUCAGUAUGGAACGUUACAAAGGGUAUUAACGAAACCUCGCCAUCGACAGUGACCACGAAGCCGCUAACACCCUUUAAAAAGUUCGACGAAGAGUUCUCGGCGUUCCAAGCAUUCGUCAUUGGCUUAGAAGUGGGCCUCGCUAUCGGUAUAGUUGGGACGUACGUGUGGCUGAGACAGUUUUGUAAGUGCGGCAACCUAAUUUGCGCGCGAAACAACAACAGACGACAACGCAGAAGGAUUCACAGACUAGCUGACGGCGACAUGAGGGCCAAUUUACUAUGGGGCAACGUUUUGAAUCCCAAUUUGGAGACGCCGCCUUUCUACAGACGGCAGCUUUCUUUGCCGGAGAGUAAUGUGCCGGUUGCAAGGGAAACAGCACUACAUGCAGACGCGAUAAGAGUUCCAAAUCGCUCGGAAACACCACCUCCGCCUUAUAACGAAUGUCGAAUUAAUAUU
Iphiclides podalirius (scarce swallowtail) is the source of this 1965-nucleotide messenger RNA. Lineage: Eukaryota; Metazoa; Arthropoda; Insecta; Lepidoptera; Papilionidae. The record is from the annotation of a GenBank genome assembly.